AGGUAGUAGGAUCUGGACAUGAAGGUUCUUCUCUUCGUUGGUCUCCUCGCAGCCACCGCGCUUGCUUCCCAUCACUCAUCCGAUCCAUCGAAAGAUGGUGAACAUUUCAAGGGAAAGGAACAUGACAAGAAGUACGAUCACGAGCAGUUCCUCGGAAAAGACACCGCUGCUGAAUUUGAUGAAUUAACACCAGAAAAGUCAAAGGAGAAGCUUGCGUAUGUUCUUUUAAAGUCUCAUGACCUUCAAAUCAACGUCUAUUAUUUUCAGCAAGCUCGUUCCAAAGAUGGAUGCUGACAGCGAUGGCUUCAUCGAGGAGAACGAGCUCAAGGAUCACAUCAACUUCAUGCAAAAGAGAUACGUCAACAACGACGUGGACCGUACCUGGAAGAACUACAAGGCCGAGAAGAUUGUCGACGGAAAGAUCAAGUGGGAAGACUACAGAGAGAUGGUCUACGGAUCUGCUGACGGAGCUGGCCAGGAGCUUUCUCCAGAAUACGCUAAAAUGAUCGCACGUGACGAGAAGAGAUGGGCUGUUGCCGACUACGACUCAAACGGAGCCCUCGACAGAACCGAAUACGGUUGCUUCAUGCAUCCAGAAGACUGUGAUCACAUGAGAGACGUUGUCGUCGCCGAGACUGUCGAUGAUAUUGAUAAGAACAAGGACGGAUCUGUGGAUCUUGAUGAGUACAUUGGAGAUAUGUAUAGACCAGAUGAUUACCCAGAGUUGAAUGGAAAAGAACCAGACUGGGUUCAAUCUGAGCGCGAAAUGUUCAAGGAGCACAGAGACAAGGACGGAGAUGGAAAACUCAAUCAGGAGGAGAUGCGCGAUUGGAUUAUGCCAGUUGGAUUCGACCACGCCGAGGCUGAGGCUCGUCACUUGGUUGGAAUCGCCGAUGACAACAAAGACGGAAAACUGAAUCUCGAUGAAAUCGUCGCCCACUACGACACAUUCGUCGGAUCCCAGGCCACCGACUACGGAGAGCAACUCCAGAAACACGACCCAGCCGAGCUCUAAAAUUUUUGUUUUUCUCCAAACAGUAUUACGCGAAAAUUCUCAUUUGAGAUCUGUUAGUAAUAAUAAUGUGUGACUGGUCUUCGAAACUCAUUCUUACUUAACAAAAAAUGUUCACUGUUCUUAUUUAUCUCAUUAUUGUUUGCCUUUUUCAAUGUCAUAAGUAUAUAAUUUUCAAGCGCAUGCAUUUUUGAAUUUUUCGGAUUUUUCGAAUUUUACUGGUUUUAAUAAUUAUCAACAAAUAAAAGUUUAUGCAUUCAAAAAUCC
Caenorhabditis elegans is the source of this 1279-nucleotide messenger RNA. RefSeq names its product EF-hand domain-containing protein (gene calu-1). The coding region runs from base 19 to 294 and encodes 91 amino acids. The transcript is spliced from 3 exons. The record is from RefSeq and is marked reviewed. Lineage: Eukaryota; Metazoa; Nematoda; Chromadorea; Rhabditida; Rhabditidae.